Bemisia tabaci is the source of this 12515-nucleotide messenger RNA. The record is from RefSeq and is a predicted model, not a curated record. Lineage: Eukaryota; Metazoa; Arthropoda; Insecta; Hemiptera; Aleyrodidae.
ACGGAUCCUAAUACAGCUUUUUUGAGGGCAGCGCGUGCUGGGCAAUUGGACAAAAUCAUAGAGCUUCUUGACUCGGGAAUCGAAAUCGACACAUCUAAUAGCAACGGGCUGAAUGCCCUGCACUUAGCCUCGAAGGACGGCCACGUAGCGGUCGUGAAUGAAUUAUUGAGCAGGGGAUGCAAAGUUGACUCGGCCACGAAAAAGGGGAACACCGCCCUCCACGUCGCUGCUCUAGCCGGGCAGGAAGAGGUGGCCCGCGUGUUGGUAGAACAUGGAGCAACGAUCAACGUCCAGUCACUCAACGGUUUCACGCCGCUGUACAUGGCCGCACAAGAAAAUCAUGACGCCGUUGUCAAGUAUUUGUUGAGCAAAGGGGCUAAUCAAACACUCGCCACUGAGGAUGGAUUCACACCAUUGGCAGUGGCCAUGCAGCAAGGACAUGACAAAGUGGUAGCUGUGCUUCUUGAGAAUGACUUGAGAAGCAAAGUUCGACUACCCGCCCUUCACAUAGCAGCAAAAAAAGAUGACUGCAAAGCAGCCAGUCUUCUUCUCCAGAAUGAUCACAAUCCAGACAUCACAUCUAAAAGCGGUUUUACACCUCUUCACAUUGCGGCACAUUAUGGGAAUACAAACAUAGCAACCCUAUUAAUCCAAAAAGGAGCCGAUGUUAGUUUUGCUGCUAAGCACAACAUCACUCCUCUUCAUGUAGCUGCUAAGUGGGGUAAAUUACCGAUGGUAGCUCUGCUUAUUGAAAAGGGUGGCAAUGUAGAAGCUAAGACACGAGAUGGUCUGACACCAUUACACUGUGCUGCACGUUCAGGACACGAUCAAGUAGUUGACUUGCUGGUUGAAAAUAGAGCCUCUCUGCAUGCUAAGACAAAGAAUGGAUUAGCACCGUUGCAUAUGGCAGCCCAAGGAGAUCACAUAGAUGCUGCACGACUGCUGUUGUACCACAAAGCAGCUGUUGAUGAGGUCACAGUAGACUACUUGACUGCCCUUCAUGUUGCAGCCCAUUGUGGUCAUGUCCGGGUAGCCAAACUUCUGCUUGAUCGGAAGGCCGAUCCAAAUGCUAGAGCUCUAAAUGGAUUCACCCCUUUGCAUAUUGCUUGCAAGAAAAACCGAAUCAAAGUGGUGGAGCUUUUGUUGAAAUACAAUGGAUCAAAAGAAGCAACCACAGAGUCUGGGCUCACGCCACUGCAUGUAGCAAGUUUCAUGGGAUGUAUGAACAUAGCAAUCUACUUACUGCAACAUGAUGCAAAUCCAGAUGUUCCUACUGUGCGAGGUGAAACUCCUUUACAUUUAGCAGCUAGAGCCAACCAAACAGACAUAGUCAGGAUUCUGUUAAGGAAUGGUGCAAGUGUUGAUGCACAAGCUAGAGAAGAUCAGACUCCCCUUCACGUCGCCUGCCGACUAGGCAAUUCUGAUAUUGUAAUGCUGCUCCUUCAACAUGGAGCUUCUGUUAAUGCAACAACCAAAGAUUCCUACACGCCUUUGCAUAUUGCGGCUAAAGAAGGUCAAGAAGAGGUGGCCUCAGUUUUAUUGGAAAACUGUGCGUCUUCGACAGCUACAACAAAAAAAGGACUGACGCCUCUCCAUCUAGCCGCUAAAUAUGGAAGCAUAAAAGUAGCUAGACUUCUGCUGCAAAAAGAGGCUGCGAUUGAUGCUCAUGGAAGGAAUGGUGUGACUCCUCUGUACGUGGCUAGUCAUUAUAACAAUUCAGAUAUUGCUUUGCUUCUCCUGGACAAAGGAGCGUCUCCUCAUGCAACAGCCAAAAAUGGGCACACUCCACUACACAUUGCAGCAAAGAAAAGCCAGAUGGAUAUAGCAACAACUUUACUGGAAUAUAAUGCAAGUCCUAAUGCGGAAUCAAAAGCUGGUUUCACCCCCUUGCAUUUGGCAGCGCAAGAGGGUCAUUCUGACAUGGCCUCAUUGCUGAUUGAGCACAAAGCAGAUCCUAAUCAUCAUGCUAAGAACGGGUUGACACCAUUGCAUUUGUGUGCUCAAGAGGACAAAGUUACUGUUGCUCAUAUUUUGAUAAAGAAUGAUUCUAAAGUAGAUUCUGUAACAAAGACCGGCUUUACACCUCUUCACAUAGCUUGUCAUUAUGGCCAAAUAAACAUGGUUCGUCUGCUCUUGAACAACAAUGCUAGCGUUUCCAAGACAACUCAAUCAGGAUACACACCAUUGCACCAAGCAGCUCAGCAAGGCCAUUAUCUCAUCAUCAAUCUUUUACUUGAACAUAAGGCAAAACCAAACUCAGUCACAAAUUAUGGACAAACAGCAUUGAGCAUAGCACAAAAAUUAGGAUAUGUCAGCAUAGUUGAAACUCUAAAAAUCGUGACAGAAACCACCAUCACAACCACAACUACUACCACAACAGAGGAGAAGUAUAAAGUUAUUACACCAGAAGCCAUGCAAGAAACUCUUAUGUCUGACUCAGAAGAUGAAGGAGGUGUUGAUGAGACCAUUGCUAUGAAUGUCUAUGGCAGACCCACUCAUGUGCAGCAUAUCUACCUACCCUAUUAUCAAGGUCAAAUGCUCUAUACUCGUGAGGAUCCGAUGAUGAGCGACCAACAGCAGUACCAUUACAUGACAGCAGAAAACAUGAAAUCAUUGCAAGAUGACUCGCUAAAAAUCGAUGUAACUCGAGAUGAACAGGGCGAUGCUUUGCGGGAUUCAAUGGUUCGCGAUUAUAUUAUCAACCAGCAACAGUACUCAAAUCAGCAGCUUUCACCUAACCUGUCAGCGAUAUCAAAUCUCUCUGACAAUGUUGACAUUUCCAAAACUGCAAUUCAUGUUGGGUUGGUUAGCCUAGCAGAAAGUCUGGCAAGACUAGGCUCGAGCACUAAGAACAGCGGCAUGUGGCGUGAAAGUUUCCUGGUGAGUUUCCUUGUGGAUGCAAGAGGCGGUGCCAUGCGAGGCUGUCGUCACUCUGGUGUGAGGGUUAUCGUUCCCCCUCGUAAAGCUGAGCGUCCAAUGCGAAUCACGUGCAGAUAUCUGCGCAGAGACAGACUCCUGAAUCCCCCUCCUUUGAUGGAAGGAGAAGCCCUCGCAAGCCGCAUUUUGGAAUUCGGACCUGUAGGUGCAAAAUUCUUAGGUCCUGUUAUCAUAGAAGUUCCACAUUUUGCAUCCUUGCGAGGCAAAGAGAGAGAACUAGUCAUUUUACGAUCUGACAAUGGAUCUUCGUGGCGAGAACAUACCUUAGAGGCUAGUGAGGAAGCUGUCCAAGAUGUUUUAAAUGAAAGUUUUGAAGGGGAAGAGCUCAGGCAGUUAGAAGAUCUUCAUACAAGCAGAAUCACACGCAUUUUGACAGUAGAUUUUCCCCAGUACUUUGCCAUCGUUUCACGUUUACGUCAAGAAGUCCAUGCUGUUGGUCCCGAAGGUGGAGUAGUGUCAUCAACAGCUGUUCCCCAAGUUCAGGCCUUAUUCCCACCCGGUGCUCUUACCAAAAAGAUUCGCGUAGGAUUACAGGCUCAACCCAUUCCAUCAGAGCUAGUUUCUAAACUUUUUGGUAACAGAGUUGCCAUAUCUCCAAUUGUGACGGUAGAGCCACGUCGCAGGAAAUUCCACAAACCUAUCAACCUAACAAUCCCCCUCCCUCAAGCAGCCAACAAAGGAAUGAUAAAUCAAUAUUCCGGAGAUGCACCAACACUUAGAUUACUGUGCAGUAUAACAGGAGGGAGUUCCAAAGCACAAUGGGAAGACGUGACCGGCUCAACCCCGCUGACGUUAGUCAAAGACUGUGUCUCAUUUACAACCACUGUGUCCGCAAGGUUUUGGCUCAUUGAUUGUCGGAACAUCAGCCAAGCCACAAAUAUGGCAACUGACUUGUACAAAGAGGCCUCUCACGUUCCAUUCAUGGCAAAGUUUGUCGUGUUUGCUAAACGUAUUGAUUCGCAGGAAGCCAGGUUACGUGUAUUCUGUAUGACAGAUGAUAAAGAAGAUAAAACUCUAGAACACCAGGAACACUUCACAGAAGUGGCAAAGAGUAGGGAUAUUGAAGUGCUGGAAGGCAAACCAUUAUAUCUAGAAUUCAUUGGAAACCUUGUUCCUAUCAGUAAAACCGGGGACCAGCUAGUACUCAAUUUUAAAGCAUUCCAUGAGAAUCGACUGCCUUUUACUGCUAGAGUGCGUGACCUUGAAGAGCCUGCUUUAGGCAGGAUAUUGUUCAUGAGAGAGCCAAAGGUCAUUCGUGGAGAGCCCUCGCAGUUGCCUUUGGGAACUCUCAACAUAGCUCUACCUGAUAAUAUCAUCCAUGAAACCUCCUGUGUCUCAGAGUCUGAUUUCUCGCAUUUAGACAAGAGUUGUAGUUUUUUGAAAGAUAUUUGCUACGAUAGUGUAGAAACCAUCCAUAGAGCAGACAUUAGACUCUCAGAUAUUAGUAACUUGCUUGGGGAAGACUGGGUCCUCCUUGCACAAGAACUUGGAGUUACUGAUAUUGAUGUCCAGCUCAUAGAGUCAGAGUAUCCUUCUAGUGUUCAACAGCAGGCCAUAGUGAUGUUAAAACUGUGGAUAAAGAUAGCUGGAAAUCGAGCAACAGGCAAUAAUCUUGAGAAGGGCUUGCGCAACAUCGGGAGACAAGAUAUCGUCGUGCAAUGUAUCAAAAACGUGGAAGUAGUUACCGAUGAUCUAGAAGUUGCUGUUGCCAAAGUGCAGCUGGACCAAUCAGGAUUCGACACCCUGAGAGAUGAACUUAGCCCCUCUCUUGACAAUUCAAUUAAACAAGAUACAUCUGCUGAGUAUGACUACCCAGUCUGCAAGUCAAACUCCAAUGUGUCAGUUGAACAUAAUCUGGGUGGUUCCAUUGAUAAUGAGAACAACGUAGCAGUCAAAAUCAACAAUGCCAACAAUCAAAUGACCAAAGUAGAUCAUAAUGAGUUGGAAAGUUGCAAGUCCAAGAAAGAAGAUAAACCGCAUGUAAACGCUGACAUAAUUGAUUGUGGGGAUGGUGAAGAAUGUAAAUACAAAGCUGAAGAAAAGAAGAUAACACAUGAUUUUAUCCACAAUGAAAGUGUGGUUCAACAAAAAUCUCGGAUCCCUGAAGUAAUAGCAAAAGAUAAUUUGAAGAAAAGUGAAUGGAACUCCAAGAACAAUGGAGACAACUCAUUAGACAGUGAGAAUGCUUUGUGCAGAUCUGACUCAUUAGAUGCGGAGAUGAUCGUGAAGGAAGUUCCUCAUGAGUCUGGAUGGACUCAACAGAGACAGAUGACUGUAAGCAGUGACUCUGAUAGUGAAGGUCAUAGCAUCAAAAAUAACACAACAAAAAAGAGUGGCCUCAAAACACUUGGCAGCUCAAGUGGAUCUGAUGUUGCAGUCCAUGAGGGUGCUGACGAUUCAUCUGAUGCAGAGCAAACGGCCUCUGAUCUAACGCAUGAACAUUUAAGUCAUGCAAAUAAUGAUGAUGAUAUUCACAGAACAAUUGCAUCAUCGUAGAUCAUUCUCUCCCAGCAAAGAUCCUUUUACUCGUGCAGCUUUAAAUAUAAUAGUAUUAAUUUCAUCCCUCCUCCUGUUAUGAAUAAUUUACAUGUUAUUUUUUUAUCACGCCUAAUUUGUAUUUCCCUUCAUUGUAUAUUUCCUGAGAAUUCCCCUAGAAGCUGUAAAAAUCUAUUUUAUUAUCUUUGUUUUCAUUCAAAAUUCUGUGUCUAUCAAUUCUUCCUACAAGUAUAAAUGUAUGCGUCUAUAAAUGACCUGCACUGAUUUCCAAUGUUACAUGGUGGUAAUUGCUAUGCCCGCUGUGUGUAAAAAAAAUUUUACCGUGUCUAAUAAGCGUAAGUUUUUUACAAAAUAGGUAAAAAUCGGCAAGUUCAUUUUGGUAGGAAGCUGCAGGUAACAAAGGUUACCUGUAGAGGUAGGCGUCCAUAGCACUAUAGUUUGCCUGACUAAAAAUUAUUUUUAUUUCCAAUAUUGGGAGCAAUUUGUACUGCAAAAAUACAAAUGACACCGCCACAAUUAAUAGUAGGUCUGUGAUUUUGGCAAUGAGUCAGUCAAGUCAUUUUUUUUUAUUGUGUCAUUCAAAAGUAGUAAGUGACCGAAGCUUACAGUUUUUUUCCUAAAUUUUUUUUUAUGACUGCAAACGGAAGAAAACUUUAUUUGAAAGUGCCAAAAAUUAGGGUGGCCCAAAACGGCGUUAGAACCGCGCGCUCGUAGGUUUCGAAUGUACCCGUCACGAUCAAUAUGGCGGCGGAAUGCGUAGUGGAAGAAUACACGGCGGCGUCGCGUUGGCGGUGUGUUUUUGUUGGUUAAUUGGAGAUUAUGUUGUAAUUUGUUUGAGAUUCAUACCCAUGGUUCUUAAUUCUCUAAGCUUUUCAAUCAGAAUACGAUAUAGAUUUAUACCUAUAGGAUACGAAACAUUCACAAAGAACUUACUUAACCUGAAACGAGAAAUCGUCAUGUCAACAACGGCAGCGUGGCGGUAGUAAGCAGAGUGUCUGUGAGAAAAUGACUUCCUAUUAAAAUUAAACCAACCCAAAAAGUUAAAAGACAUUCAGAAAGGAAAACCAAAACUAAUAGAAAAUACAAAAUGAGAAGAACAGGAAAAAACAUAAGGAAUCAGCCCCAAAACAUUAAUAAAUAAAAUAAACAAAAAUAAAGAAAUAAAUAAAAAUAUUCCAACUUUUAUUUUAUUCUGCAUUAAAAGUGCAAUCUGCAUUCAAAGUGAAAGCCGCCAAAAACGUUCGCAAAUUAAACUUCAUGUAUUAUCUUUUAAUGAAGAAUUUUAAUUAGCAUGUAAAUUUCCCCAUCCAAAGUAUAUUUAAAUUCCUCCAAUGGGAUAUUUAAUUAAGAAAAAAUCGAGAAAUUCUAAUUUUUGAAGGACAGACCUACAUUUUUUUUUUUUCAUAGUGAAUCGGAUGUAUUUAUCCUAAAAGAAACUCUGUAGCUCGCAAAUCUUAUGCCUAUAGCUCCUUUUAGUACAAAAGUUCCUUUUAGUACAAAUAUGUCCAAUUAUUGCAUCUUUAAUACAGUGAAUGCAAGUAUCUUUAACAUGAUUAAAAGUUAUCACAUAAAGGAUGGUCAAUUUACCAAUAUUAAAUUGAAUUGAAGUUGUGUUUAUAUUGUAUAACUUCCAGUUAUGGUUGAAAUUACAUAGCGUUUUCUGUUUUUGUAGUGGGUAAGAUGUUUUUCCGUACAAAGUUCUAUUUACACUCGUAACUUUAACUUAAAAAACAAAGACAAAACAUUCUGGCUUUUGGUGAAAUAUUUUGAGUUUUUAAAUAUUUGCUCUAGUUUAUAAGUUGUUGAAGUAACCGUUUUUUUGCAGUCACUUUUGAACAAUUUAGAAGGAAGCUCAGAUUCCUAUAUUGUUCACAAGUAGGCUCAAAAGCACAUUCAAAUAGGCAAGUUAAUUUUUUCUCAAUCAGUCAAUUGAUUUCUCCUCGAGGGAAAAAUAGAACAUAAAAAACCAACCACCCUUGAAUUCUGUCUGGGAAUAGUAGUUGGACAAAAAUUUAGGCACACUCCAUAGCCUAUGCCCCUCCUAAUACUUGCAUUCUCUGAACUUGUGCUGAAAAAGUAAGUAUGAUGGAUUAAAGGGAUUUUUUUUUAGUAUUUUGAUCUAGACGAUGUCCUGUGCAUCUGUCCGCAGAUUCAUACCAAUCACUCAGCACACAGUAAUUGUUUUUUUUUUAAAAAAAAACAAACAAACCAGCAGCUUGGAAAGAGCAGCACAAAAGAGCUCUUGAGUGAGCAGCUCUAAAAGAUUUUGUCAGUCAAUUUUCUGUGCAUAAACAAUGUAUUUCUGCCCUACAUAUUCACCCUAAAAAUAAAACUGUGACUCACUGUCUUGCCUGUAAUGAUCUAGGUGGAAGAUGUCGGUCUGCUUGGUCGAAAGUGAACAUUUCACAUACACGGUGCUGGAAAAGUCCGGUCCACUCCCUCUAAAAUUUUACCCAAUGCAUAUUUUGUAACGAAACAUUGGGCAUGUUCAUGAAUCAAUGUUAGCUACUUUUCCAGCCCACCGAAAUUUUCGGGGACCCCCAGAGGGAGCUCCGGACUCUGACUCCCUUUUUUCAAAUUCCCCCCCCCCUUUUGCGACGGUUCAAUCAAAAAAUAAUUUAAAAAAAUUCGCGCAAACUGCAGUUCCCCAUUUUGACUUCUGACAAAACGGCGGCCGGUCAAAGUUCGAGGAAUGGCAAAUCCAAAUCUCCCAAAAUUUGGGUGAAACUUGGCACGCGGGGGUCCUCUGGCACGAGAAAACCGAAUUCGGUAUUAGUCUUAAGGGAAACUGCUAAUAUAUUGCCCAAUUACUCAUUUUUCGUCAGUGGCCACCUAAAAGGGCGUUUUGAAAAACCAACGCCGGAUUCGAGUUUCUUGUACCAAACAACCCCUGAUACCAACUUUAAUGCAAAUCCAUGGGUAAGCAAUUUAGAUACUUGUUGUUUUCCUGUUGACCGCCAUGUUUUUACCCACCAUUUCGAAAAAAUUCAUUUUUUCCGAAAUGCCGAAAACGAAUGCCAACUUCUCUUUUCUCUUGCCAGAAAACCCAACAAGUUUCACUCGAAUCUUGGGAGAUUUGAAUUAGCUGUACUUCGAGCUUUGACCAGCUGCUGUUUUGUCCAAAGUCAAAAUGGCGAACUGCAGUAGGCGCUAUUUUUUUCCCCCUCUUUUGAUUGAGGUACCUAUCGCAAGAGGGAGGGGGGGCAUUUGAAAAAAGGAAUGAACAUGCCCAAAGUCUCGUUUCAAAAUAUAAAUUAGGUAAAAUUUUAGAGGGGGUGGAUCGAACUUUGGGACAACCUGUAAAUUAAUUGGUUCAGGAGGAUCAUUAGGUUCCAUUUAGGAAAUCACUUGGAGCCGGGACAUUCCCAACAAAAAAGCUCACACAGUAAUAUCAGAAAAACAAUAGGAAUUAUCUUUUUUUGUUUUAUUCUUGUGUAUAAAAACUUCAUUAUAUGAGGUGAAUUUUCAUCCAACUUCUCUUACUCAAUUUUGUACAGCACUAAGAGGAAGUUGACGUUUCCUAUUUACUUCUCUGUCCAUUAGGAAAUCAAUCAAGACAAUUGGAAGUUUGUAUCUUCAUGCAUUUUUAAGUUUACUUUUGAAUUCAUCUAAAAUCGUAGCUUUAUCUUCCAGCAUCGAAAAUUUACAUCAGAAGAACAGUUAUUUUUUAAGUUCCCUUGUGAGGGAGCCAUUUUUUACAGCUACUAACAAGGAGGAAACUCCAAGAAUUUGCGUCUGAUUUUGAUGAAAUUUUUAUAGGAAAAUGUAAUCCUUGGGAAACUAUAAGAUGUGGUACAACUUCACGCAUCACUGGGCUGUAGGAAAGCUGUUGUGAAUCUUCGAAAAUUGUAAAUUUUAAGCUAGCUAACGGGUCACUCUACCAACUAGAUGCAUAUUUGCUACAAACAGUCGUGUUGUGGGAGUCAGCAAGUAUAUUACAGUGUUAUGUUUUGCAAACUUUUUGCAGCGUAGGACAAGGUUCGGAUCCUCAGAAACAUGAGAUUUAUUUUCUGUAUUUUCAACUUCCAUUCUGUCAAGUUUAGUUACUCGUCAGUUAUUGCUGCCUUUUUGUAAGGAAAAUCAAUGUAUUAUAAUCCUAAAUAAUCCCAUUUUAAUGAUAAUCUGUUAUUGUCAACUGUCUUUUAUUCAUGACAUGGUCUCCUCCUGUUUCUAAAAGUGUCCCCUGAAAGUUCAAAAAAGGGGCUCAGAACGUUCUACUAGGCGUAAUGCUAAGAGUUACAGAGAAAAGAAUCCUCACACAAAAGAAGAAAAAAUCUUUUUCAUCUUUGCAUUUUUCUUCAUGCCAAUGUUUAUUUUGUUUGUUGGUUUGUUUUUAGUUGAGGGGGUUUUUGCUCUAAUUCUUUGCUGUACACCAAACACAUAUUCAAGGCCUCUUUAUUUUGACAUUUUCCUCGAAAAUUAAGGAAAACCCAACCAUGAGCAGAGGAAGAUUCACCAAUCGGAAUUUUCUAUAAAAUUUUUAUUCAGUCAUAAAACGUUAAUUUUCCUCUAAACAGACCAGAAAAACGGAUAAGUAAUUGAACAUGACUAGAUAGACAUUAGGAGGAUGUGAGUAAAUCUAAUGUCCAUAGAGACCAAACCUGUGCCCCUCGCAACAAAUUACUCUCAAUCCAAUCAGGAUCGAACGCCCUUCCAACAUGGCAAAUGACCCGUGAAAUGUAGCGCUACAAUCCACUUGACCACCAUCACAACAUGGCCGCUCAUUGUGAACAUUUGGUGUAUGAGCAUGACCCUAUCGCUCGAUCAGAAUUUACAGUUUUUUCAAACUCACUGUGGCCUUCUCACCGCCACUAAGUAUGAGCUGUAGUGCCUCAUGUUUUAAUUUCCUAAGGACCACAUUUUUCCCAAUUUUCAUCAAAAUCCGCUGCAGACACCAGCCUCCUUUUUGUAGGUAUAUCAGAAUCUAUAAAAAUGAACAUUAUCGCUAAUCUGAAUUUUUGUCAGGGCUGUUUGUAAGAACAAAAUAAUUUUUAGUAUUCUAGUGAGAGUGCUUUUUUAAAUUUUAUCUUAUCAGCCGUUUAAUUUUUGAUCACCUUUUUUGUUGUUUUAACUAUGAUUAAUGAUGUUCAGAUUUCACUUGUUUUCUGCAUAAUUGGUGGUGUCGUAUUUUUUCUUUUGUUUGUAGAGCUCGUCGAUAUUUUUCGCUCAUCAACCAUGGAACAUUACCUUUUCUAUCUACUUCCAUGUUUUAAAUAUUUUAACCAUCAGGAGGUGUAGCUUCAAUCUAAUCAUAUAUCGCUGCUACAGAUAUUAUAUGGUGUGGAGGCAUUUUGAUAGUGUUGCAAUUCAUAGUCAUUCAUUUUUCUGGCCCUAACAAAAUCAAUGUCAAAAUGAGAUGGUUUCUUUCGCUUGCAAAGCUUUUUGUAUACAUUUUUUGAAGAUUUAAGUGGUGAAAUGUAUCUAUGUCUAUCAAACAGCUUUAAUAUUUUUAAUUUUUUUUUAAUAUUUAUAUGAUUGAAAGAUAUUUUAUGCAAUUAAAGGUAAGUUUUUCUGCUUCAAGUUUCCAGUGAAUUAUCUCUUUUAGUUUAAGGAAAAUUAUUAGCAAUGGGAGUUGGUAUGAAGGUCUGACUCGGUGUCCUUAUAUUGAAAACAAACGAGGUUAUUUUCAAGGAUAAAAAACACUCUGAGUCCUCUUAACUUUCCAACAAUUUUUUUUUCUGUUUCUAUUCACUUUUCCUUUUUUUCUUCUUUUGGAUCAGUGUAUGGAAAUGUAACAAAAUGUAUAUGUGAGAACAAGAAACAGCGUUUAGUUUCAAUAUGAAGGGUUCUCAGAAAGCUAAAUGGAUAGACAUUAUAAUUCUAUCUACCCUUUGAAAAUAUCUUCAAAAUCUCGCACAGUACUGGUUUGGAAUUGCUCCUAUGAUGUACCUCUAAACAUAGAUGUAGUUUCCUAAGUUAACCAAUAGUCAAUGAUGAAAACCAUGGAAGACUACAUACCUUGAAGAGGCAGGGGCGACAUUUGAGAGGAACAGGAUAAGCAUGCUGAAUGAACGGAUAUAAAAUGAGUAGUUAAAUGGUCAGUUGAUCAGCUGGGCUUUUAUCAUCAGUGCACAGGUGCUCAAAAACUCAAAAAUCUGAAAUUCUGCUAAUGUCGCCCUUUGUAAAUAGAGCACAUAUGGCUGAACAGUUGCAUCAUCUGUACGGAGAGCAAAAAAUUUAAGGCUCAAGUCCAUCCAGGACCAAAAUUUUUUAUUACGUAUUUUAAAAUAAAUCUUUGACAUUACAAUGUUUCGUAUUUAUUAUUUUAUAUUAUUGUCAUUUCAUGAAUGCUAUCUGUUUAUUAAACCAUAACAACAUCAAAACCACCAUUAACUAGACAGUUGGGUUGGUUUUUAUUGAUCCUAUUUGAAUAUCCUGCUUUAGUAUGAGCGCAUCAAGAGUCCAGUUCGACAUCCACUUAGCACGCAUCGCUACUGCUGAUGAAGUAGUCCUUGCCAGGAUCCACGCUUUUCUCUGUGGUUUUUUUGUUGCAGCCAGGCUGCAUUCUCUCGAAUGUAUUGCUUUUUAUAGGCAUGUUUAUUCCAGGUAUGUAGUCUUUCGUGUUAAAAUUUAUGUACUUGACAAGUGGCUCUUAAAAAAUCAUCAGAAUGAUUAAAUGAAUGGUAUUUCUGAACUUUUUUUUUACUCUUUUGUUUCGUUGUUUUAAUCAUCGUUUGGUUUUAUUAGUUGCCUAGUAUCGUCUAGAUUUUUUUCCGCAAGGAAGUAAUCCUAGUUUCCCAGUUUCAGAUCCCUCAAAUGAAAUGUAUCUACUUUUUAAUUCCAUUCUUUUUAAACCUUUCCUGAGCCAAACUAUUGUGCAAACCUUUAUUUUUCUGGAAAAAUUUCUGUAAGAUUUGAGACUUACACAUUCAUUUCACUGCAAUCAUUGUUACAUUUACUGAUUAACUCAAAACUAAACGACUUAGUAAAAAUAUUUCUGAAAUAGUUUUUCGGGCCAAUCUAUCUUUCAUUUAAAAUUUACCAAAGAAACUUUUAAUUAAAAGCAUCGUAUUUUCUGAUUGUUUUGAAUGACCUCUGUAAGCACAAAGACCUCCGAAAGAAAUUUACUUCAAACCUUUAAA